Pelodiscus sinensis (Chinese soft-shelled turtle) is the source of this 4759-nucleotide messenger RNA. RefSeq names its product ovostatin-like. Gene Ontology annotation, molecular function: endopeptidase inhibitor activity. Lineage: Eukaryota; Metazoa; Chordata; Testudines; Trionychidae. Gene Ontology annotation, cellular component: extracellular region. The record is from RefSeq and is a predicted model, not a curated record.
GGGACUCGUGGGAGAGUUGAGGAACAGGUUCUUUCACUUUCCGACUUUGCGUGAGGAAUGUCUAUGGGCUAUUAAAGUCUCAGACAACGUGCUGUCUCUUGGGUGUCUGUGUCCGCAUUUCCAUUGUCUCUGUGAGAAAAGAUGUGGCUGAGGUUUUUUAUGAGCACCCUUCUCCUUCACUUAACAGCUGCCUCUCCUCCUGAACUUCAGUACAGCUUGAUGGUGCCCUCAGUGCUGCAGAGCAACUCUCCAGACCAGGCCUGCAUCCAGAUCCACAACCUCAAUGAGUCGGUGUCCAUGAGCAUCGCCCUAGAGUACAGCAAUGCCAACACCACUAUCCUUGAGCAAUCUGUAAAAGGAAAUUACUUCUUCAAGUGCAUCAGAUUCAUGGCUCCUCGUGCCACCGCUUCCCCCUUGGCUUUCGUCACUUUCUCUGCUAAAGGUGCCACAGUCAGGCUGGCAGAGAGGAGGUCGGUGGCAAUUCAGAAUGUGGAGAGCAUUGUUUUUGUCCAGACAGACAAACCUAUCUACAAGCCAAGACAGACAGUGCUGUUGCGAGUUGUCGCUAUCGAUACCCAAUUUAAGCCUGUUCAGGAGAUGUACCCCUUGAUCACCAUUCAGGAUCCACAGGGCAAUCGGAUCUUCCAGUGGCUGAAUGUGACAUCUCGGAAAGCCAUUGUCCAGCUCACAUUCCAGCUCAUCGAAGAGCCAAUGCUGGGCAGCUACCAAAUCAUUGUGGGGAAGAAGUCUGGCACUAGCAUUCAUUACUCGUUCACUGUUGAUGAAUAUGUGCUACCAAAGUUUGAAGUGAUGGUCCACGCACCAAAAAGUGUCACAGUGCUGACUCCCGAUUUCACGGUGAAAGUUUGUGGUGUGUACACUUAUGGCCAGCCGGUUGAGGGCAGAGUUCAGCUCAGCGUGUGCAGGGAUUUCAGUUUGUAUGGGAGCUGCAAGAGAGAUCCACUUUGUCAAUCUGUCACCAAAGCUAUGGGAAAGGAUGGCUGCAUUUCCCAUGUCUUCAGCUCCAAGAUCUUUGAGCUUAAUCGUGCUGGGUACCAGAUGAGCCUCGUUGUGGAAGCAAUUGUGACUGAGAAAGGAACAGGUGUGCGGCUUACAGGCUCUGCUUACAUAACCGUAACUCAAGUGCUGGGCAGUGUACGAUUUGAGAAUAUGGAUCAAUCCUACAAAAGGGGAAUUCCUUACUUUGGACAGAUCAAACUGGUAAAUGAGGAUGACUUACCCAUUGCAAACGAGGUUGUCCAGUUGCUCCUCAAUGACAAGAAUGUGGGCAACUACACCACAGACGGGAACGGCACCAUUGAGUUUUCAGUGGACACUUCUGAAAUGUUCAAUCCCCAGUUUAGCCUGAGGGCAAUAUAUAAAACCAGUGACAUCUGCAACAUUGUUGGCUGGUUGGUACCCUUCUAUCCUGAGGCCUAUUACUAUGUUCAGCGCUUCUAUUCCCGGACUAACAGCUUUGUGAAGAUCAAACUGGAGCCAGAGAGGCUGAGGUGUGGCCAGAAGAGGUCAAUCACUGUGUACUAUGUCCUGAACAAAAAAGGGUAUGAGAAGCUCACCCAAGUGAAGUUCUACUAUGUGGUGAUGGCGAAAGGCAAGAUUGUCCUCAGUGGCCAAAAGCAUGUCAACACCAGUCGUGCAGCUCUAAAAGGCACUUUCUCCAUCCCACUUGCUGUCAGCGAGAAGAUUGCUCCUGCUGCCCGGAUGUUGGUCUAUACUGUGCACCCAUCCAAGGAGCUAGUGGCUGACAGUGCCAGAUUCCAGAUUGAGAAGUGCUUCAAGAAUAAGGUCCGGCUGCAGUUUUCUGUGAAGCAAGGGCUCCCCGCCUCUAACGUCAGCCUCCACGUGGAGGCGGCAGCCAACUCCCAGUGUGCGCUACUGGCUGUGGAUGAGAGCGUGCUGCUCCUGAAGCCUGAGCAAGAGCUGUCUGCUGAGACCGUGUACAACCUACUUCCCUUUCAAGACUUAUCUGGUUACCACUUCAGUGGGCUGAACCUGGAAGACGACAGCAAAGAGCCAUGUGUCCCAGCUGACAACAUCUUUUACAAUGGCUUGUAUUACAUGCCUGUAUCCUCUGACUUCGGCCCAGAUGUCUAUCUGUAUUUCAAGGAGAUGGGCAUGAAGGUUUUAACCAAUUCUCAUCUACGUCAGCCUGUCGUAUGUGGAAGUGUCAGACCAACCCCCGAUUUCCUUAGCCGUCCUGGUUUUGGGGAGAGUUUGUCCACACCCAUGGCUACUGCCAAAUUGUCAGAAACUGUCUCUGCAGACGAUUCUCAAGACAGAAUCAUAACAGAGAUUAUUCGGAAAUACUUCCCAGAGACAUGGAUUUGGGAUCUAGUUUUACUAAAUUCCAUUGGUGAGGCCAACAUCGUAUUCACCAUCCCUGACACCAUCACCAAAUGGAAAGCCAGUGUCUUCUGUCUGGAGAAGAAGGCUGGAUUUGGAAUCUCUGCACCCACCUUUCUGUCGGCCUUCCAGCCUUUCUUUGUUGAUAUGACCCUGCCCUUCUCCAUCAUCCGGGGAGAAGACUUCCUCCUUAGAGCCAACAUCUUCAACUACCUGGACAAAUGUAUCAUGGUUAGUAUUUUGCUGGCCAGUUCCCAAGAUUACCAAGCUCAGCUCCUCUCCCCAGAGGGAGACGAUGGAUGUGUGUGCGCCAAUGAGAGGAAAACCUAUGUCUGGAAUAUUAUCUCCAAAAAACUUGGUGACGUGAUAUUCAGUGUUACUGCUGAGACCAAGCAGAAUGCUAGCAAGUGUGAGAACCGAACAUCUGGGAGGCCAGAGGCAGGGUGGAAGGAUACCCUGAUCAGAACCCUGCUGGUUGAGCCUGAAGGCAUCGAAAAGACAGUAACCCAGAGCAACCUCAUCUGCACAAAAGAUUCCACAACCACUGAACCAAUAUCUCUGAAACUACCUGAAAACCUGGUGGAAGGGUCAGCCAGAGCCUCUUGCUCUGUGACUGGAGAUAUCCUGGGCACGGCCAUGCAGAACCUGCAGCAGCUCCUCCAGAUGCCCUUUGGCUGCGGGGAGCAGAACAUGGUCCUGUUUGCCCCCAAUAUCUACGUUCUAAACUACCUGAAUAAGACGAGGCAGCUGAAUGAGGAGACCAAAUCCAAGGCCAUCGGCUACUUAGUCAGCGGGUACCAGAAACAGCUGUCAUACAAACACCCAGAUGGAUCCUACAGUAUCUUUGGGACUAGAGAUAAAGAAGGAAACACAUGGCUCACCGCCUUCGUGUACAAGUCAUUUCAUCAAGCCUCCCCCUAUAUCUAUAUCGACGACAGUGUCCAAUCCCAAACGCUGAUCUGGCUGUCAAGCAAACAGAAGUCGAAUGGCUGCUUCCAAAGUGUUGGGAAACUCUUCAACAAUGCCUUGAAGGGAGGAGUUGAUGACCAGCUUUCACUCACAGCCUACAUCACCACGGCUUUGCUUGAGGCUGGACACCCCAGUGUGCACCCAGUGGUCCGAAAUGGUCUAUUUUGCUUAGAGGCUGCAUCUGAAGAAGAAAUCAGCAAAGUUUACACCCAAGCACUCCUGGCCUAUACCUUCUGCUUUGUUGGCAAUGAGGGGAAAUGUGACUUUUUCUUGAAGGAGCUGGAAAAAUCUGCUAAGAAAGUUGAUGGCUCAGUGCACUGGGAGCGGGAGGUGAAACCCCCUGCAGAAAAGUUCCCCUCUUUCUAUCCCCGUGCCCCCUCUGCUGAGGUUGAGAUGACCUGCUAUGUGCUGCUGGCAGUGCUACACAAACCCAAACGAACUUCAGAGGACCUCACGUUCGCCUCACAGAUUGUGCAGUGGGUCAUCAAGCAGCAGAAUUCCUUUGGGGGCUUCUCUUCCACCCAGGAUACAGUUAUUGCUCUUCAAGCGCUGGCUGAUUACGGUGCAGCAACGUACUCUGAGAAUAGCCAAAACACAGUUAAAAUCAGCUCCAGCAACAAUUUUGAGAGGGUCUUUGCAGUGAAUAGCCAGAAUAGGCUUCUAUUGCAGCGGAGCGCCCUGCCUGCUGUUCCCGGGAAUUAUACCCUGGAAGUGAAUGGCAAUGGCUGUGUCUUUGUGCAGAUAACCCUGAGAUAUAACAUCCUUCUUCCCACAAAGGCUUCUGGGUUCUCUCUCUCAGUGCAAACGGCAAAUGCUUCCUGCAAUGCUAAUUUCCGGGUAAUGUUUGAUAUCAUCUGCUCAACCAGUUACACUGGGACGCGCAAUACCUCCAACAUGGCCAUAAUUGAUGUCAAGAUGCUCUCUGGCUUUGUACCUGUCAGUUCAUCCCUGAAAAAGCUUCGUGAGGAUCAGAAAGUGAUGCAAGUAGAAACCAAGCAAAACCAUGUCCUCUUCUAUCUGGAGAGUGUCUCACAGAAGAAUAUCAGUUUCGCUUUCUCAGUUGAACAAGACCUUCCUGUGUCCAACAUCAAACCAGCGCCGGUGCUGAUCUACGAUUACUAUGAAACAGAUGAGAAUGCUGUUGCAGAAUACAAGUCACUCUGCUCCUAACAACGUCUGCUAGCAGGGGAAGGGACUGUGCUGAACAAUGAACAAAUGAUCAUGUUUCCCUUUUUCUUCCAUGUUCAGUCCCAGAAAGAGACAUUUCGUUCCACUACACCCUUUUAAUCACAGGGAAUCCGUGACAAUAUGUGUCAUUUUUUGCCUGAACUCAGGCCUGAUGCUUCUAUUCCUUCCAUGAAGCUGCUUUCCAGGCCCAUGUCAUCCUUAGUUCUCUUCAAUAAAUCUUCUCAUUAUUGGAGAUGUU